AUGUUGUCAUUGAAGCUUAUUGCCUCUUCUUUGGCAUUGCUUGGAAACGUGGUCUCCGCUGUCGACGUCAGCACUAAUACCAAUGUCGCUCUUUACUGGGGACAAAACUCUGCUGGCGGGGCCAAUACUCAACAAAGUCUUGCUACUUACUGUCAAGAUGCCUCUACUGACAUUGUUAUUUUGUCUUUCUUAAAUACCUUUUUCGGUCCUGGUAACCUUCCCGAGGUUAACUUUGGUCCUUCUUGUGGAGGUCCCAACUUCCCAGGUUCAUCUUUGGAGUCUUGUCCCAACAUUGGUCAAGAUAUUCAGACCUGUCAAUCUCUUGGUAAGACUGUUCUUCUUUCUUUGGGUGGUGCUAUUGGUGACUACGGUUUCACCAGUGACUCUCAAGCAGCUGAUUUCGCUGAUACUCUCUGGAACACUUUCGGUGGUGGUUCUUCUGACACCAGACCUUUUGGUGAUGCUGUUGUCGAUGGUUUCGACUUGGACAUUGAGAACGGUGAUUCUACUGGUUAUGUUGCCUUUAUCAAUGAAUUGAGAAAAGACUAUGCUACUGACUCCAGCAAGACUUAUUACAUUUCUGGUGCCCCAGUGUGCCCACUUUCAGGAAACGACUUGUCUAGUGCUAUCACUGGUGCUGACUUUGACUUUAUCUUUGUUCAAUUCUAUGACAACACUUGUGGCAUGCAAGCUUGGGCUCCUAAUGAUGCUAACUCUGCCUUUAACUUUGAUGCUUGGAACACUUUCAUCACCACUGAGGCCGAUAACACCAACGCCAAGAUCUACUUGGGUGUUCCUGGUGGCCCCACUGCUGCUAACUCUGGUUACGAGCCUGCCGACACUGUCAUCCAAGCUGCUCAAUACUUGCAAAAGAACUACCCCUCAUUUGGCGGUGUUAUGAUCUGGGAUGCUUCUCAAGCCUUUAACAAUGUCAACGACGGUGUCAACUUUGCUCAAGCUGUCAAGGCCGGUCUUCUUGAGGAGGAUGUUGUUUCUUCUACCACCUCUGCCAGCUCUACUGCUGUUUCUACUGUUGCCAGCUUGGCUGCUGAGACUGGUGUCAUUGCUGUUGCAGUUACUUCUGGUUUCCACAACUCCAGUUCCAGUUCCAGUAGUGCCGCUACUGCUGCUCCUGCUACCGUCACUGCUUACGCUACCAGUGAGGCCGUUGUCCAAGAGACUGUUGUCGAGACCAUCACCUCGUGUACUGGAUCCAACGUUGUCAGCUGUCACUACGUUACCAAGACCUACGUCACUGCUAGCACUUCUACUCCCUCUGUAUUGUACGAGACCAAGGUCGUCACUUACACCUCCAACGGCGAGGUUGUUAUCACCACCACCGUCUGUCCCUUGACUGAGACCACUGCUGCUGUUCCUGCUUCUACUGCUUCUGGAUCCAGCGCUGCUGCUGCUGUUCUCACCAGUGUUGCCGGUGCUGCUGCUCCUGCUGUUACCAGUGCCCCAGCUGCUGGUCCUGCUUCCGAGACUGGUGAGUCUGUCACCACCUCGAUCAUCUACGAUACGGAGCUCCUCACUGUCACCGUCAGCGGCCAAGUCGAAGAGACAACUGCCGUAGUCGCCGUCCCAGCCCCUGUCGCCACCUCCAACGGCACUUUUGCAUCCAACAGCUCUGCCGUUGCUCCCGCAAUCGAGCCCUCUGUUCCCUUCGCCGAGUCCACUGGAGCAGCCAGCGCUGUCACCGUCUCCGUCUUCGGUUUUCUCGCUGCCGGUAUCGCCAUGCUCCUCUAA
Molecule: messenger RNA, 1749 nt
Organism: Sugiyamaella lignohabitans
Lineage: Eukaryota; Fungi; Ascomycota; Dipodascomycetes; Dipodascales; Trichomonascaceae
Gene: CTS1
Product: Cts1p
Exons: 1
Coding region: 1-1749 (582 amino acids)
Biological process (GO): carbohydrate metabolic process
Cellular component (GO): extracellular region
Molecular function (GO): chitinase activity
Source: RefSeq, a predicted model, not a curated record